Messenger RNA from Teleopsis dalmanni, 1228 nucleotides. RefSeq names its product coatomer subunit epsilon (gene epsilonCOP). Gene Ontology annotation, cellular component: COPI vesicle coat. NCBI's taxonomy places the organism in Eukaryota, Metazoa, Arthropoda, Insecta, Diptera, Diopsidae. Gene Ontology annotation, molecular function: structural molecule activity; protein binding. The transcript has 2 exons. Gene Ontology annotation, biological process: intra-Golgi vesicle-mediated transport; endoplasmic reticulum to Golgi vesicle-mediated transport; retrograde vesicle-mediated transport, Golgi to endoplasmic reticulum. The coding region runs from base 121 to 1041 and encodes 306 amino acids. The record is from RefSeq and is a predicted model, not a curated record.
AAACCUGGCAUGACGUACAUGUUUUAAUCUAUGGCAUUACACGUCAUUUAUUAAACACCAAACUUUAGGAAACAAAAAACUUUUUUGGAUAAAUAAAUUUGGACUACUUAAAAAGAAAAUAUGAGUAAGUCGCAACAAGAAGAUGAGUCUGAGCUUACCCUAUUUUACGCCCGCAAUGAGUAUUACAUUGGUAACUUCAGGGGCUCCCUAGGCUUUGUGCUGCCGGAUCUAAGCGUAGCUAGUACUGAGCUGUUAUCAUAUAUGUAUCUUUCUUAUUUAGCAAUUGACUCAGGUCAUGUGAUUGUCAACGACAUUAAAGAAAAUAAUAAAACUGCGUUAUUAGCAAUACGUUACAUAUAUGAGGCAUUCGAAGAUUCAACACGUAUUGAUGACAUAUUGACGAAAUUAACUGAUAACUUGACCAGUAGUGAAGAGGAUACAAAUAUCUGGCGCAUGGCAACAGCUAUAGUAUUCUGUUCUUGUGAUCAGUUUGAAAAUGCUUUAAAAAUUUUGCACGGAUCAAAUAAUUUGGAGGCAAUGGCAAUUUCUGUACAAUGUUUUUUGUAUUUAAAUCGUAUAGACUUAGCUAAAACGACUGUUGCAAAAAUGCAAGAAUUAUCGGAUGAUGCUACCUUAACACAGUUGGCUCAAGCUUGGGUGGCGAUUAGUUUGGGUACAGAACAAAUGCAAGAUGCCUUUCAUAUAUAUCAGGAAUUUAGUGAAAAAUUCAAACUAACACCUUUGUUGUUGAAUGGUCAGGCUGUUGUGCAGAUUGGUUUGGAGCGCUAUGAAGAAGCAGAAGCUGCACUUCGGGAUGCCUUAACUAAAAAGCACGACGACUACGAUACGUUAAUUAACAUGAUGGUGUUAUCACAUUUGGCUGGAAAAUCUCAAGAAGUUAUUGGACGCUACUGGGAGCAACUGAAGCAGUUCCAUCCUAAGAAUGAGUUUGUUGUAGAUCUAGACGAGAAAUCUUCGGAGUUUGACAAACUAUGUUUAGAGUACUCCAUGAGUACGAAGCAAAGCGCCAUUAAAGGUUAAUUUGAGAUAUAUUUCAAUAUUAUUAUUUACAAAUGUAUAAAUAUUCUAAAACUAAACGUCACUUUUAAGUCGAAAUUGUGUACGCAAAUACAUUUAUUUGAUUUGUUAAUGCGAAUUAUAAACUGUUUUAAUGUGGAAAACUUAAAUUAAGAUCGAAAACAAUGUUAUCCCAGCAUCCGAGUCGGUG